AGGGUCAAUCAUUUAUUUGCAGGUGUUUUAGGGAGUAUGUCUUUUGUAGCAUUUCGGUUGAAUCUAUCUAUCAUCUUCUUUUCAUUUCUAUAUACAUUUCAAAACAAGAUACAAGGAUUGUUUGUGUUGACAUAUUUAUUUUGCAAGUUCAGAAAAUUUCCUCAUGUCUGGAGGUGAUUGUCCUGCUGGUAUUUCAUGACUUCCAAAUUAGUGAUUUACCUUUCAAUUAUGCAAAAUGAAGGAAAAGCAAACUAAAGGGAAUGAAAUGAUUUGGUUUUUCCUUUUCUGGCAUUAGGCUUCCACUUGUCUAUGCAAUAGCAAUGAGGUGAUUCUCUGACAAUUUAAAUGGCCAAUUGUUGGUGUGACAUCAAAUUGUUGGUAAAAUGUUGUAAGACUACUCUUCUGUUACAUUGUGAUGCUGAUUACCUCCUUUUGAACAAAAUUCCAUGCUUUCACUUUCAAGGUCAGCUGUUCAUAAUUUAUUUGCAGAUAACAGGAUCGGAUGAAGAAAAUUAUCCCUUCACUAGGAAAGUGCAGCGAGACAUAUGGGUUCAUCAGCAUCCUCUGAACUGCAAUGAUCCUGAUGUGAAGUUUCUUGAAGCUGACUGGGAGAGGCUGCCAGGAUUUGGUAUUGGAGGCCAGAUUGCCGGAAUGUGUGGACUUCUUGCUAUUGCCAUCAAUGAAAAAAGGGUCCUUGUUACAAACUACUAUAAUCGGGCAGACCAUGAUGGGUGCAGAGGGCCAUCACGUUCUAGUUGGUCUUGUUACUUCUUUCCAGAAACAUCCCAAGAAUGCCGAGACCGUGCAUUCCAGUUAAUGAAGGAAAAGGAUGCAUGGGAAAAAGGAAUUAUAACAGGAAAAGACAACUACAAAUCAAAGCAAAUAUGGUCUGGACGGACUCCUAGCACUUGGGGUAAUCCUUGGAGAUAUUUACAGCCAACAACAGAUAUAAAUGGAACUCUAAUUGCCUCUCAUCGCAAAAUGGAUAGAAGGUGGAGGCGAGCCCAGGCAGUCCGCUACCUAAUGAGAUUUCAGACUGAGUAUACGUGCAACUUGCUAAAUGCUGAACGUCAUGCGGCCUUUGGACGGGAAGCUGCAAAAUUGGUUCUUGCAACACCCGUUAAAGAAUGGCCGGAGGAAGUUAGAGAAGAGCCGCAAUCUGAAAUGGAGCAAUUUGUAUGGUCCAAUCACAAACCGUGGAUGCCUAGGCCAUUGCUAAGCAUACAUGUGAGGAUGGGCGACAAGGCAUGUGAAAUGAAGAUAUUUGAAUUUGAAGAAUACAUGAAACGUGCUGAACGCAUAAGAAAGCACUUCCCGCACCUUGUCAGCAUCUGGCUAUCCACGGAGAUGCAGGAAGUAAUUGAUAGAUCGAGAUCAUACCCCCACUGGAAUUUCUACUACACAAACGUGGCACGCCAAGUGGGAAACAUGUCAAUGGCUACUUACGAAGCCAGCCUGGGGAGGGAAACCAGCACAAAUUACCCUCUCGUUAAUUUCUUGAUGGCUGCGGAAUCAGAUUUCUUCGUUGGAGCCUUGGGUUCCAGUUGGUGCUUUCUUAUAGACGGAAUGAGGAACACGGGAGGAAAAGUUAUGGCUGGCUAUUUAAGUGUCAACAAGGAUCGGUUUUGGUAGCUAGACAGUAAAAUGGCAAAUACAUAAAGAUGGCGGCUGGCGGUUCCACGGGUUUGUAUGUUGUGUUGUUCGUCAGAUGUAUAUGGGUAUCCCUUUUUGUAUAGGUUUAUGUAUUUAGCAAACUAAUGCACAUGAAAUUAACUGUCAAUAUUGUUGAUAGUGCUGUACUUCUAUAAUAAAAUGGGAAAAUUAAAUGCA
Rhododendron vialii is the source of this 1830-nucleotide messenger RNA. RefSeq lists its product as uncharacterized. Gene Ontology annotation, molecular function: alpha-(1->6)-fucosyltransferase activity. The transcript is spliced from 6 exons. Gene Ontology annotation, biological process: protein N-linked glycosylation. NCBI's taxonomy places the organism in Eukaryota, Viridiplantae, Streptophyta, Magnoliopsida, Ericales, Ericaceae. The coding region runs from base 346 to 1632 and encodes 428 amino acids. The record is from RefSeq and is a predicted model, not a curated record.